Molecule: messenger RNA, 1077 nt
Organism: Penicillium chermesinum
Lineage: Eukaryota; Fungi; Ascomycota; Eurotiomycetes; Eurotiales; Aspergillaceae
Gene: tif34
Product: translation initiation factor eIF3 subunit i
Exons: 3
Coding region: 1-1077 (358 amino acids)
Biological process (GO): cytoplasmic translational initiation
Cellular component (GO): cytoplasm; eukaryotic translation initiation factor 3 complex, eIF3m
Molecular function (GO): translation initiation factor activity; protein binding; RNA binding
Source: RefSeq, a predicted model, not a curated record
AUGAGGCCUAUCCUGCUUUCGGGCCAUGAACGGUCCCUUAACCAAAUCCGAUUCAACCGCGAUGGCGAUCUCCUGUUUUCCGUGGCGAAGGAUAAGAUUGUUUGCGCAUGGUGGUCUGCCAACGGCGAGCGUCUUGGAACAUACGCUGGUCACCAGGGUGCUAUCUGGACCGUCGACGUGAGCCCGAAUACUGUUCUUCUCGCCACCGGAUCGGCCGACAACACUGUGCGGUUAUGGAACAUCAAGACUGGAGAGUGUGUGAAGGUUUACGACUUCCCGACAGCCGUGAAGCGCGUGGCUUUCUCGCCCGACGGAAGCCAGCUGCUAGCCGUGACUGAGAAGCGUAUGGGUUUCCUGGGUACGAUUGUGGUUAUCGAUAUUGCCUACGGUGAUGGACAGCUCGGCAACCUGGAGCAGCAAGCCGACGAGCCAAGCUUGCGGAUCACUUGCAAUGAGAGCAAGGCGACUGUGGCGGGAUGGAGUUAUCUGGGCAAGUACAUCAUUGCUGCACACGAGGACGGCAGCGUUAGCCAAUACGACCCCAAGGUACGCCAGCACCGUGUAUAUGUUACGGGAGAGCGUUUUCUAACUCCAGAUCAGACUGGCGAACAACUCGAGAACGUCCAGGCCCACGAGUUCGACCACCAGAUUAACGACAUCCAAUUCUCAGCCGACCGCACCCACUUCAUCACCGCCUCCAAGGAUAAGUCCGCUAAGCUCAUGUCCGCCCGUAACCUCGCCAUCCUCAAGACCUACCCCGCUGAUACCCCUCUCAACUCCGCAAGCAUUACUCCUAAGAAGGACUACGUGAUCCUGGGUGGUGGUCAAGCCGCUAUGGAUGUCACAACCACGUCUGCUCGCCAGGGUAAAUUCGAGGCCCGCUUCUAUCACAAGAUCUUCGAAGACGAGAUUGGCCGUGUUCGUGGUCACUUCGGUCCCCUCAACACCAUUGAUGUCCACCCCGCUGGAACCGCAUAUGCCUCUGGUGGUGAAGACGGUUACGUUCGUAUCCACCACUUCGACAAGCCCUACUUCGACUUCAUGUACGAGGUCGAGCGGGAGCAAUUGCGAAAGUAA